Neogale vison (American mink) is the source of this 4468-nucleotide messenger RNA. RefSeq names its product epidermal growth factor receptor pathway substrate 15 like 1 (gene EPS15L1). Gene Ontology annotation, cellular component: clathrin coat of coated pit; plasma membrane; cytoplasm. The record is from RefSeq and is a predicted model, not a curated record. Bases 17 to 2749 code for a protein of 910 amino acids. Gene Ontology annotation, molecular function: calcium ion binding; cadherin binding. The transcript is spliced from 24 exons. NCBI's taxonomy places the organism in Eukaryota, Metazoa, Chordata, Mammalia, Carnivora, Mustelidae. Gene Ontology annotation, biological process: endocytosis; endosomal transport.
CCGAGUCCGCGGGAAGAUGGCGGCCCCGCUCAUCCCGCUCUCUCAGCAGAUUCCCACUGGAAAUCCAUUAUAUGAAUCCUAUUAUAAGCAGGUAGACCCGGCAUACACAGGGCGAGUUGGGGCGAGCGAAGCUGCGCUUUUUCUAAAGAAGUCCGGGCUCUCAGACAUUAUCCUUGGGAAGAUAUGGGACUUGGCCGACCCAGAAGGUAAAGGGUUCUUGGACAAACAGGGUUUCUAUGUUGCACUGAGACUAGUGGCCUGUGCACAGAGCGGCCACGAAGUUACCUUGAGCAAUCUGAGUCUGAACAUGCCGCCCCCUAAAUUCCACGACACCAGCAGCCCUCUGAUGGUCACGCCGCCCUCCGCGGAGGCCCACUGGGCUGUGAGGGUGGAAGAAAAGGCAAAAUUCGAUGGAAUUUUUGAAAGCCUCUUACCCAUCAAUGGUUUGCUCUCUGGAGACAAAGUCAAGCCAGUCCUUAUGAACUCAAAGCUGCCUCUUGACGUCCUGGGCCGGGUCUGGGACCUCAGUGACAUCGACAAAGAUGGGCACCUGGACAGAGAUGAGUUUGCUGUGGCGAUGCACUUGGUGUACCGAGCCCUCGAGAAGGAGCCUGUGCCCUCUGUCCUGCCCCCGUCCCUCAUCCCACCUUCCAAGAGGAAGAAGACGGUCUUCCCAGGCGCUGUGCCUGUCCUGCCCGCCAGCCCCCCGCCGAAAGACAGCCUCCGUUCCACACCUUCCCACGGCAGCGUCAGUAGCCUGAACAGCACGGGAAGCUUGUCUCCCAAGCACAGCAUCAAGCAAACACAGCCCACGGUGAGCUGGGUGGUGCCGGUUGCAGAUAAGAUGCGAUUUGACGAGAUAUUCCUGAAGACCGACCUAGACCUGGAUGGCUAUGUGAGCGGCCAGGAGGUGAAGGAGAUCUUCAUGCACUCUGGCCUCAACCAGAACCUUCUAGCACACAUAUGGGCCCUGGCUGAUACGAGGCAAACGGGGAAGUUAAGUAAAGACCAGUUCGCAUUAGCUAUGUACUUCAUUCAGCAGAAGGUCAGUAAAGGCAUUGACCCCCCUCAAGUCCUGUCACCGGACAUGGUCCCGCCCUCAGAGAGAGGCACUCCUGUACCGGACGGUUCAAGUUCUCUUGGAUCAGGAGAAUUUACUGGUGUGAAGGAACUUGAUGAUAUCAGUCAAGAGAUUGCCCAGUUACAAAGAGAGAAGUACUCCCUGGAACAAGACAUUAGAGAAAAGGAAGAGGCAAUCAGACAGAAAAGCAACGAAGUACAGGAGUUACAAAAUGAUUUAGACCGGGAAACAAGCAGUUUGCAAGAGCUAGAAGCUCAGAAACAGGACGCCCAAGACCGCCUUGACGAAAUGGACCAGCAGAAGGCCAAGCUCCGAGACAUGCUGAGCGACGUGAGGCAGAAGUGCCAGGACGAGACUCAGAUGAUUUCCUCAUUGAAGACCCAAAUCCAGUCUCAAGAAUCUGACCUCAAGUCCCAGGAAGAUGACUUGAACCGGGCCAAGUCUGAGCUGAACCGAUUGCAGCAGGAAGAAACGCAGCUGGAGCAGAGCAUUCAGGCCGGGAAAGUUCAGCUGGAAACCAUCAUCAAGUCCCUGAAAUCGACACAAGACGAAAUCAACCAGGCAAGAAACAAGCUUUCCCAGCUGCACGAGAGCCACCAGGAAGCCCACAGGACCCUGGAGCAGUACGACGAGGCACUCGACGGGGCCCACGGCGCCAGCCUGACCAACUUAGCCGACCUGAGCGAGGGGGUCUCCCUGACAGAGAGGGGCGGUUUUGGAGCCAUGGACGAUCCUUUCAAAAAUAAAGCCUUGUUAUUUAGCAACAAUGCCCAAGAGUUGCAUCCGGAUCCUUUCCAGGCCGAAGACCCCUUCAAAUCCGACCCAUUUAAAGGAGCUGAUCCCUUCAAAGGUGACCCAUUCCAGAAUGACCCCUUCGCAGAACAACAGACAGCUUCGGCAGAUCCAUUUGGAGGGGAUCCUUUCAAAGAAAGCGACCCAUUCCGUGGCUCUGCACCUGACGACUUCUUUAAGAAACAGACAAAGAAUGACCCAUUUACCUCAGACCCAUUCACGAAAAACCCUUCCUUACCCUCAAAGCUCGACCCCUUUGAAUCCAGUGAUCCUUUUUCGUCCUCCAGUGUCUCCUCAAAAGGAUCAGGUCCCUUUGGAACCUUAGAUCCCUUCGGAAGUGGGUCCUUCAAUAGUGCUGAGGGCUUUGCCGACUUCAGCCAGAUGUCCAAGCCCCCAACUUCUGGUCCUUUCACCUCCUCCUUUGGAGGGGCAGGAUUCUCAGAUGACCCCUUUAAAAGUAAACAGGACACUCCCGCUCUGCCUCCGAAGAAACCUGCUCCUCCACGGCCUAAACCGCCCAGUGGUAAAAGUACACCUGUAAGCCAGCUUGGUUCUGCAGACUUUCCCGAGCCCCCUGAUCCAUUCCAGCCACUCGGGGCUGACAGCAGUGACCCGUUCCAAAAUAAAAAGGGGUUUGGGGACCCGUUUAGUGGAAAAGAUCCAUUUGCUCCCUCCUCUUCAGCUAAACCUUCUAAAGCCUCUUCCUUGGGCUUUGCAGACUUCACCUCUUUUGGCAAUGAGGAGCAGCAGCUGGCCUGGGCCAAGCGGGAGAGCGAGAAGGCAGAGCAGGAGAGGCUGGCGCGGCUGCGGCGGCAGGAGCAGGAGGACCUGGAGCUGGCCAUCGCGCUCAGCAAGGCUGACAUGCCUGCCGCCUAGGCGCCCGGCCCCGGCCACCAGCGCACGGGGGGACGGCCCCAGGGGCGGUUCUGCGGAAGGAGAAAACUCCAGCCAGUCUGCACACACACACACACACACACACACACACACACACUCACACUCACACAGACACACACACACUCAGCGGUCCCCGUUCACGUUGUGACCUGUCACAGCCACUGUUAAGUCAAGGACUCGCUGGUCAGAGGGCCUUGGGCUCUGGGGGCUUGCCUGGCAGAGAGGCCCGGAGAGGCGCCGCUGUCGCAGAUCCUGCUCUCCGCGGUGAUGUCCCCGUCGAGUGACAGCACCGGCUCUUCCUCCAUUCGCAGCACAGGACGAGGCGAGGGAGCGCGGUGACUUCUCGCCUCUCAUCUCCUGCUCGUCCCGGCGCCCGGGCGCUCCCACCCCCGGGUCUCCUCGACGCCCCCCUUCCGAGACAGACAUCUGGGCGAUGUAUGCAUUCGUUGUAUAAAAUUAAGUUUGAAUGAUUAAUAUAAAAUAUUUUAAUACAAAACAAUCUAUUUCCCCCCCUUUCAUUCAAAUACUAUUUUCCUCGCAUUAACACUCACACGUGGCAUCAGAGAGGCGAACCGGCCCCGCAGCGGGUGGACAAGCGGAUGGAACGUUCUUGUUUCGAUCCUAAGUAUUUGAGUAGCUUCGAGGGCCACAGAGCCAGUUGGGGGAAGUUUCUAGGGGUCCCCCGGCACCCCAGGAUACAGAAUGUUUCUGAAAUGGCUGGUUGUAGUCCCACUGUCACUAGAGCGGUGGCCCUUUGUCAGGGCCCUGCAGUUUGAAGAAAGAUUCCUGCACCGUCCACUGAGGCCUGGUCUACGGAGGGGGCGAGGCCUCCGGGCGGUCCUCAUACCGGGAAACCUGUAGUCAGAACCGGGAGGCGGGACAGUUUCCCGCCAAGAUGUAGCUGAAUUCCCCUAGAACAUUCCGGAAGCUUGGGCGUGACUGUGGGGACGACCUCAGGAGUGGCCCAGGACAUUGCAGAGCUGGUCCCAGCCUUGUGUCUCACUAACCCCAGGGAGACUGAGGCACUCCAGGCCAACUUCUGUCCGAUAAAGAUGGUAAAUCUUUCGAACCCAAGCAGCCUGGGAACGGAAGGGCGGCAGAGAGCCUCAGACCCCCAGCCCGUGCAGGUUUGGAAGGGGACGACAUGGGGACGCGAGGACUAAACAGGCCCAGACGGUUGCCCGUCAGGAUCCGCUCUGAUGCGAAGUCUCGGGACACAGCCCCAGCCUCGUCUGGUGGGGCUGGACUCCGAGACCCUUCUUUGGGAAAGUUCCUUUUCAGUGUCCUGUGCCUCUGGGCCAAGGUCUGCAGCCCUUUGCGCACCAAGGCCGGCUGCUCACCCCCGCCCCCUGCACGCUGCCUCUCGGCUGCAUUGCAGCCAGGGAAUCCCAAAACAGGUGUUUAUGAACUCCAUUUUACAUUUUAAUAAACUUUGCAUUUUAGAUGCAGUUUCAGAUUUGCAGAAAAAGAUCACACAGAUAAUACAGAGGGGUUCCCACAAACCCCCGCACAAUUUCCCCUGUGUUUAACAUCGUAACGUUACUGUGGUACCUUUGUUACAGUUCGUGAACCAAUAUCGACAAAUUCUUAUUAAAGGCCACCCUUUAUUCAGUGCUUUUACCUUCGUCUGUCUCAGGACCCCGCUGUGUGUGCAGUGGUCUCUCCUCCCCAGGCUCCUCCCGGCGGGUUUCUCAGACUUGC